ACCUACCCCCUGUGGCAAUGAUGGAACGGUUAAGGUAGAUUGUGGCUAGAUUUAACAUACGGAGAUACCGCGGGGGACAUUGUACUGAUUAGAGUACACACUAUAUAAGUUCUCUUGAGUUCGUUACAGCUGAUUAGGAGACAUCAAGAUACUGUUCCUGUGUCAUUAUCUGCACUGUGCACACACACACACAGCAUUAAUAUAUGUAGAAUACUGAUCCUUCCCUGUCUACUAUUUAUUUUGAUUUUAAGCUCGACACUCCAUCCGCCAUAUUGGUGAAACUUGACUAUUCGAUUAACAAAUUAUGAGGGUUGCUAUUUUUGGAGCGACAGGUCCAACUGGACAAUUUGCAGUCAAAGAAGCGCUUGAGAAAGGAUAUUACGUCACAGCUCUUGUACGAAGUCCCGAGAAAUUGACAAAAAAAGAUGACAAACUGCAGGUAGAGAAAGUCAAUAUAUUCAAACCCGAGGAGCUCGAACCUCAUCUCAAAGAAUGUGAUGCAGUGAUUUCCUGCCUUGGAACACCUAGACAGGGGUUUCUCGGAUGGUCAAAGGUGUCAUUCUAUACAGACACAAUGAAGAGCAUCGUAUCUGCCAUGCGUAAAUCUAAUACCAAACGCCUGGUCUGUCUUACGUCCAUCGGCACUGAAAAAGCCCCUGGGAAUCCAUGGGUCGUAGAGUGGAUAUUCAGACCUCUGUUAAUAGGAAAUAUUCUAUCCAAUAUGGCAGAGAUGGAACACUAUCUCGUUGACCAUUGUUCUGACCUCAGUUACACUGUCGUACGACCAGCCGGGUUGGAGGAUGGACCUAGCAGUGGAAAGGAUAUUCAGACAGAGGAGAACCAGUAUGUGACAGGCGCGUCAAUUGCAAUGCCGAGAGCGGACGUUGGAAAGUUUGUCAUAGAUUGUGUCGAAAAGGAAAGUUGGCUCCAGAAAAUAGUGGCCAUUGGUUUGCUGCCAUGAUGGGGAUAUAACUCCAAACAAUAUUUAAAGUACGCAAUUGAGUCUCACACAUAUCAUAUUAUUAGUGUAUUUGUAACUUUUUGAAUGUAUUAUAUCACUUACGCUUGAAUUUGAAACGGCAGAAACCUGUUGUGAUGUUUUUAAACUACAAGACGUCGAGCUUCGAAUCUCCGACAUAGGACUUUCUUGAUCUGAUGUAUUCUGAUAACAGACGUUCAUUAAUGAUAUAUAAGCUAACCUUACAACGGUGACUGUUACAUGUGUAACCGGAAAUCAUUUGCAUUCCUUCUAUUUGACCGUUAACCUUUCUUUCGAAUUGAUUAUCGGCUCUUCCCUACCAACGUUUUCCUCCAAUACUCCAAAUGCUCCAAUGUGUCAUUUUUUACUUCCUAUUAGAAAUAUGCUAUUUCAAGCCGAGGUAACUUUGAAUUUUAUUUUCAUGCAUUUCGAUGCGAUAUUAUCAAUUCUUUAUAUAGGGGCCAUUGUGUAAUAUAAAUAUAUAUAUUUUUAAUCCGAGAAUAAAAGAUAUUAGUGCAAA
Molecule: messenger RNA, 1499 nt
Organism: Pecten maximus
Lineage: Eukaryota; Metazoa; Mollusca; Bivalvia; Pectinida; Pectinidae
Product: flavin reductase (NADPH)-like
Exons: 5
Coding region: 305-961 (218 amino acids)
Source: RefSeq, a predicted model, not a curated record